Molecule: messenger RNA, 1429 nt
Organism: Ictalurus punctatus (channel catfish)
Lineage: Eukaryota; Metazoa; Chordata; Actinopteri; Siluriformes; Ictaluridae
Gene: tm4sf1
Product: transmembrane 4 L six family member 18
Exons: 4
Coding region: 98-688 (196 amino acids)
Cellular component (GO): membrane
Source: RefSeq, a predicted model, not a curated record
CUCUUCUGACUCCCUCAGUUUCGUUCCUGGAUUAUAGUUGAGUUACCGCGUCUUGCUUGUGCUUGGAACUUACUGGUUACUCUUUCCUCUCAGAACGAUGUGCUCUUUGAGUUUUGCCAGAUCUUUAGGUUUUGCCCUAAUUCCACUGGCCAUCUGCUGCAUUGUGGCCAAUGUGCUGCUAUUUUUCCCCAAUGGAACGGUGUCUUUUGUGCAGAAUGACCAAUUGAGUGCCUACGUGUGGUCCUUCAUGGGAAUAGGAGGUGGUGGCAUCGCAAUAUUCAUAGCUGCGUUCACUUUUUUGUGCAUGGGGAAGUGUGCUGACUCCUGUGGAACAGAGAGCUGUGCUAUGUGUGGCUCUGUGCUAGCGUCUCUCAUUGGACUGGCCGGCUCUGGUUAUUGCUUCAUCAUCUCAGCUAUGGCCAUGUUAGAGGGGCCAUAUUGCCUGAACAGUUUAAAAUGGGGAACUCCUUUCCAGGAUCAUGGGUUACAAUACCUGCUUAACCGUGAAUCCUGGUCUACGUGUGUACAGCCUGCUCACAUUGUUGAGUGGAAUGUGACGCUUCUUUCCAUCCUAUUAGGCCUCAGCCUGAUCGAGUUCCUCAUUUGCUUUGUGCAGUUUAUCAGCGGAUUAGUCAGCGCCAUCUGCAGGCCUUGCUGCUAUAAGCAGCAAUAUAGCCUGAGUGCUUGAAGACACAAUGGACAACUAUCCCAUAUAUCCCUAGUGAACAAACAUUGUAACGAUAGGCUGCUAUUUAAAAAAAAAAAAAAAAAAACAUUCUGAAAAUACCUGACAGACUAAAUCAAUAUAUAUCUGGGAAUUGGGUCAGUGUAGCAUGACGAGCCUUUUCUAGCUUGAACAGGAGCAGCUCUUAUCUGUCUUAUACUAUUCUAACACAAUCAACCACAAUACAGAACCAUUGUAGUAUACUCAGACCUGAUACCUAGAACUAUUUCUAGGUUGAUACCUAGCACUAUUUUUUUUAAAAACAACAACAAAAAAACAAAAACAAACAAACAAACAAACAAACAAACAAACAAAAAAACAGAGGUUUGUAAGUUACAUAACUUUCUGUCCAUGGAAAAAUAUAGAGUAACUGAUAUAUAUUUUUUUCACUUCUUAGAAUUAAUUACUGAGACAAUAUAAUCAAGAUCAUUUUGCUUUUAUGAAAAGACAAAUUAUUUCAAGCGUGCUUUAUAAGUUCUGAUUAUACACUGUAUGGCUUCAUUGUCCAUUUUGUUAAAUGUAUUUCUUGUGUUUUCUGUAUGUUUCAUUUUAAGAAAAUGAUAACUUAUUUCCUAAUUAUUGAUAAACUAUUAUGUUGAUGUUAAAAAAUCUUGACGUUAUGUAUCAUAUAAGCAAAUUUUUAUUGUUUUUUAUAAUGUUUCUUAUGUUUCCUUAAAAAAGAAUAAAUGUUCCAUUUUGGAUGUA